GGUCAAGCAGCCGAGUUUCCGCUCGUUGAAAAUGGAUCGUUGGGCUUUCCCCGUGAAGAACACAAACACCGCUGCUUCUGGAGCUGUGGCUUUGUUGUCGAAGGCGAAUUUGAUUCAUGGAAGACCCCAUUCCUUGAAGACUUGGAAAAUCGGAGUCUUUGGGAUCCGAGCUUCAAUUCCAUGCUUCUCUUUACCUGCGGCUUGUUCUUUAACAAUUAAAGCUAUGGCCAAGAAGAAUGAUGACCAUGAUUCCUCUUCUUCUGAGUUCCCUCAACUUGAUAUGAAUACAGGCUGGAGAGAGUUCAGAGCCAGGCUAUACAGGAAUUACGAGGUAGAGAAGACCGAGUCCGAUGCUCAUGAUCAAAGUGGGACAUCUUAUGGAUCGAAACCUCUUGGAAAAAAAUGGGCCCACCCUCUUUCUGUGCCUGAGAAUGGUUGUGUUCUUGUUGCCACGGAGAAGCUGGAUGGAGUUCGCACCUUUGAACGCACAGUUGUUCUCCUUCUAAGAUCUGGAACCAGACAUCCACUAUACGGGCCAUUUGGACUUAUUAUUAAUCGCCCACUGCACAAUAAUAUGAAUCAAAUGAAACCUAGUAGUAGAGAGUUAGCUACUAUUUUUGCUGAUUGUUCCCUGCUCUUUGGAGGGCCCCUCGAAGCGAGUUUAUUUCUUUCUAGAGGGGAGAAAACUCCCAAGAUUCCUGGGUUUGAAGAGGUGUUUCCGGGCCUCUUUUUCGGUGCUCGAGAGAGUUGGGAUAUAGCUGGAGAUCUGGUGAAGAUUGGAGAGCUUAAGUCUGAGGAUUUCAAGUUCUUUGUUGGUUACGCUGGAUGGGAGAUGGAGCAACUACUGGAGGAAAUUGAAUCUGAAUAUUGGUAUGUGGCUGCCUGUAGCCGGGACCUUAUUUUCGGAGACACAUCAGACGCGUCGUCGGAACGUUUGUGGGUUGAGAUUUUGCAGGAAAUGGGCGGUCACUACUCGGAUUUGAGCCGGAGGCCAAGGAAAGACAUGUAAUGGGUGAUUUUAGAACGAAGAUAUCAAUCUGAAUGUGGAAUCUUGAAGU
Molecule: messenger RNA, 1058 nt
Organism: Hibiscus syriacus
Lineage: Eukaryota; Viridiplantae; Streptophyta; Magnoliopsida; Malvales; Malvaceae
Product: UPF0301 protein Cpha266_0885-like
Exons: 3
Coding region: 32-1009 (325 amino acids)
Source: RefSeq, a predicted model, not a curated record